Molecule: messenger RNA, 1362 nt
Organism: Helianthus annuus (common sunflower)
Lineage: Eukaryota; Viridiplantae; Streptophyta; Magnoliopsida; Asterales; Asteraceae
Product: hippocampus abundant transcript 1 protein
Exons: 14
Coding region: 1-1362 (453 amino acids)
Biological process (GO): transmembrane transport
Molecular function (GO): transmembrane transporter activity
Source: RefSeq, a predicted model, not a curated record
AUGGCGGAGACAGGCACCAUGUCAUGGGGGCUGAGCCACCUUUUCUUGACGGUUUUCCUGUUCAAUUUAUCCCAUUACAUGGUGGUUCCGGCGAUAACCGACGUCUGCAUGGCGGCACUUUGUCCCGGAGAAGAUGAGUGCUCCUUGGCUAUUUACCUCACCGGCGUUCAACAAACGAUUAUAGGGAUUGGAAGCCUUGUUAUGAUGCCUCUAAUUGGAAAACUUUCUGAUCUCUAUGGAAGGAAACUGCUUCUCACUUUCCCUUUGAUAUUUGCUAUUUUCCCAACAGGUAUAUUGGCAUAUAGCAGGGAAAAGGGCUACUUCUAUGCAUACUUUGUGCUCAAUACUCUCACCUCAAUGGUGUGUGAAGAGACUGUCUUCAGUCUUUCUCUUGCUUAUUUGGCGGAUAAUGUGGCGGAGCAACGGCGGUCGGCGGCGUUCGGAAUUCUCUCCGGCGUCAUAUCAUGCUCUUUUGUCUCCGGCAACCUUCUCUCUCGCUUCCUUCCUUCCACAGCUUCUAUCUUCCAAGUAUCUGCAGCUUGUGCACUCGCUUCUGCAAUCUACAUGAUAGUUUUUCUGCCGGAAUCUAACAUGGCAGCGACGGUGAUUGCUGCUGCUGUUACUUCAAAUGAAGAAACAGUGAAUGAAUGUCUUCUUGAGAAGAGGAAUAUUGAUAAUCCGCGAUCUGUUCGUUUGAUUCUGUUUCUGCAAGAGUCCAUUUCGAUGUUGAGGAGCAGCUGGACAUUUUCACAAGCAGCUAUUGUGGCAUUCGUCAGCACGCUUGGUGAUCUUGGCCUAUUGUCUGCAUUAUUGUACUAUUUAAAGGCCGAAUUCCAUUUUAACAAAGACCAGUUUGCUGACUUGAUGAUCAUACAAGGGAUUGGUGGCAUCAUAUCUCAGAUGAUUCUCUUGCCCAUGUUGGCUAGGGUGAUCAAUGAAGAAAAGACUCUUGCGAUCGGGCUUGCUUUUAACUGUAUCCAUAUUUUUCUUUUUGCUGUUGCUUGGAGUCGUUGGGUUGUUUAUCUUGCAUCAGCGUUGCAGAUUCUGUCUGAAGUUGCAGGACCCAGUGUAUCUGGUUUGUUUCAGUUACGGAGCAUUGUAUCCAAACAAGUGGGCCCUACCGAGCAGGGCAAGGCACAAGGGUGCAUUACAGGCCUAUCUUCAUUGGCAUGUAUUAUCUCCCCAUUGAUUUUCAGUCCUCUAACAGCUUUAUUCUUGUCUGAUCAUCCUCCAUUUCGGUUUCCCGGAUUUAGUCUUUUGUGUGUCACCUUUACUAUGAUGAUAGCUUUCAUCCAAAGCAUGAUGAUCAAGACAACCUUGGAUGUUCCUCGUAUUUCCGAAGAAAUAGAUGGAGAUGCUUAG